GGCACCUCUUGCCAGCUUUAUCAUAAAUAGAUUCAUUAUCCCCGCUUCAAUUCCCUACAACUCUUUACAAGCAACCUAUUUUCUUACCUACAGGCUGCAAAAUGUCUCUCGAAUCUUUACAAAAACGCCUUACCACCCUCCAAGAAACAACCUCCCACAUCCAAACGCUGAUAGCCCGGCUUGCCUCCUUCAAGUUCCCACCAGGCGCAAUACCUCUUAACCAAGGGUCUCUAGACACUGUCGCGACCGAGCUGAGCAACGAGAUCCACGACACCCUCAAAGAGCAAAACAAUGAUUUCAAGCUUCUAGAGCAAGAGAUUAAAGACUCGCCCGGCGGCAGGAAAGGAAGCGAUGCCGAGACCAACAAACUACGCCUACUUGAACGAGCCACAAGAACCCAACAAGAGCUGAAGCAGUCAGUCCACCUUAUAUCCCCAACCCAAAGAACCAUUCUAACAAUCCCCAGCGCCCAAUCCGCCUUCCGCAAGGCCCAACUAGCUGCAAAACGCAACCUCGAUCUCUCCCGUCGCGCCGAGCGCGAACUCCUCCUGCAAUCCCUAGCCGCCCUCCCUUCGCCCUCCUGCAACCAACCUAUUUCCCGCCGCCGCACACCUGCUGCCGAGCAGACACAAGAUGAGAAGCUCGUCGGGUCCGCAGGGGACGUCACAGCCGCGCUGCGCCAGGUCCACGCCUCGAUGACGAAUGAGCUCUCCCGCAGCCAGUUCGCGCACGAUACGCUGAAGGAGAGCGGCGCAGCGCUGGAGCAGCUGGGCGAGAGUUAUACGAGUUUGGAUAGCGUGUUGGCGAGCACGAAGGGGCUGCUGGGCAUGCUGCUUAAGAGCCAGAAGAGCGAUACGUGGUACCUCGAGACAGCGUUUUAUGUGCUGUUGGCGACUAUUUCGUGGUUGGUCUUCCGGCGGUUUAUUUACGGACCGGCGUGGUGGCUGGUGUAUUUGCCGCUGAAGAUGUUUUGGAAUGCGUGGAUGGGGGUGUUUACUGUGCUUGGGUUGAGGGGCGCGAGCUCGACGGUGUCGGUGUCGAGUCAGAGUGUGGGCACGAUGAUUAUGCCGGCGAGUGGGACGGUGGCGCAGGUUACGAUGAGCGGGACGGAUGCGCCGCAGGUUGUCAGAGGGGGUAGGGGGAACGCGAAACCUCCAAAGCCUCCACAAGAGGAUGACGAAGGCAGGCCGCUUGUAGAUAUUGUGGGGGAGAUGGCGGAGGACACGAGAGCACAGGGACAGGAGCAGCCGCAGGAGCCGGCGCAACCAGAGAGUAAUGAAGGCCAGCAACAAGAGGAGCAGGUGCAACCAAACCCGAAGAAACGGAUGUGGGAUUCGGAGGUGGAGGCGAGGAAGGAAGCAGAAGCGGAGCAGAAGAGGAAGGAUGAAUUGUAGU
This is a messenger RNA of Pseudogymnoascus destructans, 1395 nucleotides long. RefSeq lists its product as uncharacterized. The coding region runs from base 102 to 1394 and encodes 430 amino acids. The record is from RefSeq and is a predicted model, not a curated record. Gene Ontology annotation, molecular function: SNAP receptor activity. Gene Ontology annotation, cellular component: SNARE complex; endoplasmic reticulum. Lineage: Eukaryota; Fungi; Ascomycota; Leotiomycetes; Thelebolales; Thelebolaceae. The transcript has a single exon. Gene Ontology annotation, biological process: retrograde vesicle-mediated transport, Golgi to endoplasmic reticulum.